AUGCAGUCCUUUAGAGACUUGAAGCCAAACUUCAGCGGCCCUCCUCCUGCUGGACCCGACCCUUAUCUCCAGGGUAACAUCAGGUUGACUCUGGAGGACCCUGACCUCUGGAAGACCUUCCAUGGAAUAGGAACCGAGAUGAUAAUCACCAAACCGGGCAGGAGGAUGUUCCCACACUGUAAAGUGAAUCUCUCCGGCCUCAUCCCAUGUGCAAAGUACAUCUUACUGGUGGACAUGGUGCCUGAGGAUGGUUUCAGGUACAAGUGGAAUAAAGAGAAAUGGGAGGUGGCAGGGAAAGCGGAGCCACAGCCUCCCUGUAGGACCUACCUCCACCCGGACUCUCCGGCCCCGGGGAGCCACUGGAUGAAGCAGUCGGUGUCCUUCCUCAAGCUGAAGCUCACCAACAACACACUGGACCAGCAUGGACAUAUUAUUUUGCACUCCAUGCAUCGCUACCACCCGCGCUUCCACCUCGUCCAGGCAGACGACCUGUUCAGCGUCCGCUGGAGUGUUUUUCAGACCUUCUCCUUCCCAGAGACUUCUUUCACAGCAGUCACAGCCUACCAGAACACCAAGAUCACAAAACUGAAGAUCGACCACAACCCGUUCGCAAAAGGUUUCAGGGAGGAAGGCACAAACAAGAAAAGACGUGCAAACAAGAACCCCGCCUCCCUCGAGAAACGAGCCAAGAUGUCUGACACUUUGAACCAGGACUCGGAGGAGGACAGUCCACCAGAUUUCUGCCGUUCAUCGUAUGAGGGUUAUGACGCAGAAGAAGGCGACCUCCCCAAAAGGAAAGAGGGUGACACGGUCAAAGAGGAGCGUUACUCGCCCUGGGCUGCAGAGAGGGAGCACAGUGUGAGGACCGAGUCUCCUGCUGGAGCCGACCACAGAGACAUGUACAACACGGAGCAGCUGGUUCCUGCUCCUGCUUCCUACCAGCCGUACAGGUUCCACGAGUACGGAAAGUCUCCCUCUCCGUCCUCGAGCGUGGGCAGUAGCAGUAGCGGAUCAAUACGCAGCAGCUUUGAGUCCAGAGUUCCUGAUGUCGCCACCGUUCCCGACCACGACUCCUCAAAGCCACGCACGCAGGAGGUUGGCCCUUCAUCUUGUGGCCCCCAGCACCUCCCGGCCCCCCAGGACUACACGGGGGUUCUCAACAUGAGCAUGACCCCGACAAAUAAACCUGGAGUGAUCAGCCACCACAUCUACAGCCCGUACGGAGCUGAGCAGUCGCUGGGCCAGUGGAAUGGCCCUGGACCCGCCCAGUACCCCCCACCUCACCACCUGACCGCCGAAUACCCCACACAGGCUGUGCAUCAUGGCUAUCACCAUGGCAACGUGGCUGAGUGGAGCCAGUACCCACUGUUCUCGUAUUCCUGCUGGUGA
Messenger RNA from Labrus bergylta (ballan wrasse), 1389 nucleotides. The record is from RefSeq and is a predicted model, not a curated record. NCBI's taxonomy places the organism in Eukaryota, Metazoa, Chordata, Actinopteri, Labriformes, Labridae.